ACUGGUUGGGAAGUCAACGAUGUCGGCAGUCUCUUGUUCGAUCACGUAAAGACAUAUACUUUAACUGAUAUUAUUGUAGUGCUACAAAUUAAAGAGAAUAAAGACAUUUUCAUUAACUUAAAUCUCAAAUUUUAUUUGUCAAAAAUGAUUAAAAUCUUCAUCAUCGGCGUUUCAAUUUUCUCUGUUUGUUAUGGGGCUUUUACUUGUCCGAAAAAAGAUGGCCAGUAUGAAGAUCCUGUGCAAUGUGAUAAAUUCUACCAGUGCGAAGAUGGCGUAGCGAAAGAAAAGUUCUGUCCUGACGGCCUUGUAUUCGACCCAUUGAAUCGUAAAAUUAAUAAAUGUGACCAUGUCUUUAACGUGGAUUGUGGGGACCGUCUUGAAUUACAACCUCCUCAGCCAACUAAAAAAUGCCCGAGAAAAAAUGGCUUCUUUGCCCAUCCAGAUCCUACAGUUUGCAAUGUUUUUUACAAUUGUAUUGAUGGAGAAUCAGUAGAGAUUACUUGUACAACUGGACUUCACUUUGAUGAAUUUAGUGGCACUUGUGUAUGGCCGGACAGCGCUGGACGUGAGGGAUGUGGAGCAGUAGGCAAAAAACUUAAAGAUGGUUUUGAAUGUCCAAAAGACCGACAAACCGAUACUAGAGGCCAGGUUGUUGACCACCCGAAAUAUGCUCAUCCCAACGACUGUCAAAAGUUUUACGUUUGCUUAAAUGGUGAUACUCCACGUGAACAAGGUUGUAGCGAUGGAACUGUAUACAACGAAGAACAACAAAGAUGUGAUGCACCAGAAAAUGUGUUAGGAUGUGAGGAUUGGUAUAAAAAUGAAGAGAAACAAUCUUAAACAUAUAUUUAAUGUUCAUCUGCUACCGACUGAUAUUUUGCAUUUUUAAUAUUAUUAUCAUCGACUUAUUCAUAGCACCCAAAUCCAUUCAACAGUGUCAAUGACAUUUUGCUCAUAUUAUUUUCUAUUCUUUUCUGAAGAUAAAUAAAAUAAGUUCAUCAAAGAUAAAUUUCUUGUAAUUAAUAUCCCUACAAACGAUGUCAUAGACGAAAGAGAUCUCAAAAAGAAAGAAAAAAAAAAUACCCUAUGACAAAAAAUUGGUCUUCUAACAGGAUAUCAUUUUGGUUGGAUCUUACAACUUAAAAUAUUUCAAUGCGAAAUAUUUAUGUGCGGUAUCAAUUUUCCGGGAAUUUAUAACCGGUAAUGAUAAAAUAACUAUCACGAAUCGACAAUAUAAAAUCGAUGAAUGAUUGUAAUCUAAGAUUAAAAAUAAAUAAAUAUUAAUUGAUUAUCUUAAAUAAAAGUAUUAAACCAUA
This is a messenger RNA of Microplitis mediator, 1316 nucleotides long. Its product is annotated as protein obstructor-E. NCBI's taxonomy places the organism in Eukaryota, Metazoa, Arthropoda, Insecta, Hymenoptera, Braconidae. Gene Ontology annotation, cellular component: extracellular region. The record is from RefSeq and is a predicted model, not a curated record. Gene Ontology annotation, molecular function: chitin binding. Bases 145 to 840 code for a protein of 231 amino acids. The transcript is spliced from 5 exons.